Molecule: messenger RNA, 1050 nt
Organism: Sclerotinia sclerotiorum 1980 UF-70
Lineage: Eukaryota; Fungi; Ascomycota; Leotiomycetes; Helotiales; Sclerotiniaceae
Exons: 3
Coding region: 1-1050 (349 amino acids)
Source: RefSeq, a predicted model, not a curated record
AUGGCAUGUUCAGAUACUAAGGGUCGAGCUGAGUGGUUUCCAAGUCUCAAUCACUUGAAUGCAUCAGGUCGGAGUUUUUCCGAUCGAAUUGCGGUUCUAGAUACUCGUGGAUCUGGUACCAUUAAAAGUCGAUUGACAUGGCUCCAGACGCAAAAUUUUGAAGGGAUGUCAAAUGAUGGAACUCUCAAUCUUCAUGGAUUUGAUAUCCGAGUAGAUGCAAAAGAUAAGAAGCAAUUACACAUCGUUCUAGUAAACGAUCGUCCCUUUGAAGAUACGGGAAAAGCAGGCCCCUUCAACAAGCCCCAGGCAGAACCGAACAGUACGAUCGAGUACUUUACAACCACAUUGGGCAGCAAAACCAUGACUCACAAGCAAACUUUCGCCAAUACCAACAUUGAAACACCAAGACAUGUCGCUUGGGUCGAUGAGCAUCUGUUCAUGUUCACCAAUUCCCACAGUUCAAGAAGUAGCUCGAGAGGAUAUUCAGACCUCGUUCUAGGAGGCGGAAGCAUCGGCUAUUGUACGCCUCCUUCCACAGAAUGCGGAAUCACAAAAUCUUCCGUAAAUUUGAAAGUACCCAAUGGAAUAGCCCUUGGCCACGACAAUUUACUCUACGUCCCAUCAUCAAUAUCAGGCCAGAUCCAAGUGUUUUCCCUAGAAGCAGAGCAGUGUCUCCGAAAAGUUGAUACAAUCCACGUUCCAUUCCCAAUCAACAAUAUAAAUGUUGACAAAAAUGGAGAUAUCUACGCAGCCACCGUACCUGUUUUGCACAAAGCAAUCAAAAAUUCCCAAAAAAUUGAUGCGAAUAUCCCAAGUGCUGUGUUCAGGAUCAUGAAAUUGGGCGCAAUGGGAGAAGGAGAAGGAUGGGGUUGGAAUGUGGUUAAAAUGAUGGAAGACGAUGGAAAUACUUUACCCGCGACCACGGUAGCAGUGCAUGAUAGUGAGACUGGUAAAAUGUUCCUAGGUGGUGUUUUGGAUCCGUUCAUUUCGAUUUGCGAAAAAAUAGAUGGAAGGAGUUUUAGUGCACAGCUGGAACUGUUGAACUUUUGA